GAGUGACUUUCUUUAACUGAAUGUGAUAAUGUACUGAUGCAGUGCACAAACGCACAUGCACGCGCGCGCGCGCCGUCCCAGUCCAGGUGAUGCCUACUGCUCCAUGCCGGGUUUUCGUGCGUCCCUACGCUCAGACGGCUCGUGCAGACGGCAGCCUGUUCUCCGCUCGCUGCUCUGGCGCUGUUUACUGGAAGCCCCUCAACGCCGCUGCUUCCACCAAGUGUCUCAACCAGACUGUCUGCGAGCCGGAUCUUCACUGAGCAACACGCGAGAAUGAAACAAACUUUACGCACGCACACGUAGGGACAGAAGAAGGCAACGGCGCACGGGGAAGGAACAACUGACCAUUUUUCAUUGACCAGAACAAAAAUCUUCUCUCUUGUCCACAUCCAGUCACUGUUUUUGGUCACUACUCUGCCGCUCCUCGGGAGCUCAAGGCACAUUGCACUUGUACAGGAGAGUGUGUGGAUGGAAAGCCGCUGAGGUGCUCACUUAACACGGACUUCUAUCUUUUGAGUCUUGCCAUGGAAGUGUGGGUGAGCCGCGGGGAAACGUGCGGACUGCGAGGAGGACAAGACGACUCCUAAGUACCCCCACAUUCUCAGACCGGUGUCCCACAUCCGAGCAGGGAUCAUGCCUGAUUCAUGCGCUCUCCGCUGCACUGGACUUCCCCACUGACUGUGUUUCUGCCUGAAAUGUGCACUAUUUCUUUACUUGCAUCUGAACUCGCUUUGGUUUCUCAACUUUCUUACACGGUGAAAGGGGGUCAACGAUGAGCAUCACAGAGAAGGCCUGGCGUGGACUUGUUUAAUCCUGAACUUUUAAGCACAAACCCUGUCCACGGACCGUCAGAGCCAUGGCAUGCGCUCUGUGGAAGUUACCCACCUUCUGCUGGUUUAUCCUCACCUUAGCCCAAGUCCACUCUACAGAGGGGUUUAGCCGCGCUGCCUUGCCGUUUGGCCUGGUGCGGAGGGAGCUGUCAUGUGAGGGCUAUCCCAUUGACUUACGGUGUCCAGGAAGUGAUGUCAUCAUGAUCGAAAGUGCCAACUACGGUCGCACGGAUGACAAGAUCUGUGACGCUGACCCCUUCCAGAUGGAAAACAUCAACUGCUAUCUUCCAGACGCCUACAAGAUCAUGUCACAAAGAUGCAACAAUAGAACCCAGUGCAUUGUAAUCACGGGGUCCGACGUCUUCCCUGACCCCUGUCCAGGAACCUACAAAUACCUGGAGGUCCAGUAUGAGUGUGUCCCCUACAUUUUUCUUUGUCCUGGGACUCUGAAAGCUGUUGGUGACCCUUCAUUUCUGUUUGAAGCGGAGCAACAAGCCGGCGCCUGGUGCAAAGACCCACUACAAGCCGGUGACAAAAUCUACUUCAUGCCUUGGACUCCUUAUAGGACAGACACAUUAAUAGAGUAUUCCUCAUUGGAUGAUUUCCAAAACGCGAGGCAAACUAUCACAUACAAACUGCCCCACCGAGUAGACGGAACUGGAUUUGUGGUCUACGAUGGCGCUGUGUUUUUCAAUAAGGAACGUACACGCAACAUUGUGAAGUUUGACCUGCGGACUCGAAUCAAAAGCGGAGAAGCCAUCAUCAACAACGCCAAUUACCAUGACACAUCGCCGUACAAGUGGGGCGGAAAGACGGACAUCGAUUUGGCUGUGGAUGAAAACGGCCUUUGGGUGAUUUACGCCACGGAGCAGAACAACGGGAUGAUGGUGAUCAGUCAGUUGAACCCUUACACCUUACGCUUCGAGGCGACAUGGGACACGGCCUACGACAAACGCUCGGCUUCCAACGCGUUCAUGAUCUGUGGAGUAUUGUACGUGGUGCGGUCGACCUACGAAGACAAUGAGAGCGAAGUCAGCAAGAGCCUGAUUGAUUAUGUUUACAACACCAAGCAGAACCACGGGGAAUAUGUAGACAUCCACUUUCCCAACCAGUACCAGUACAUCGCCGCAGUGGAUUACAAUCCCAGAGAUAAUCAGCUCUAUGUAUGGAAUAAUUUUUACGUCCUGAGAUACAAUCUGGAGUUUGGCCCACCUGAUCCAGCUCACGCAGCUCCCACAUUGUCUGAAACAGUCACGUCACCGGUGCCCAUGAGGACCACCACCACCACAACAACAAGCACCGCACACAAAGCAUCCGGCAACACCACCGUCACCAGUGUCGUAAAGGGGGGCAACCGAGGAGCGGCCAAGCAACCCCCUCAGACAACGUCCCCUCCCACCACGCAGUCCGUACCCCUCCCUGUGCGCUUCUGUGAGGCCACAGAGAAGAGAGACAUCGUGUGGCCUGAGACCCAGAGGGGCAUGCUGGUGGAGCGGCCCUGCCCCAAGGGAACCAGAGGCACAGCGUCUUAUUUAUGUGUCCUCUCCACUGGGGCCUGGCACCCGAGGGGCCCUGAUCUCAGCAACUGCACCUCCCACUGGGUCAACCAAAUCGCCCAGAAGAUUCGGACCGGAGAGAAUGCAGCGAACUUGGCCAACGAGCUCGCCAAGCACACCAAAGGGCCCAUCUACGCGGGCGACGUCAGCUCCUCCGUGCGUCUGAUGGAGCAGCUGGUGGACAUCCUGGACGCACAGCUGCAAGAACUCAGGCCAAGCGAGAAGGAUUCAGCGGGGCGGAGCUUCAACAAGCUUCAAAAGCGUGAAAGGACAUGCAGGGCGUACAUGAAGGCCAUAGUGGACACAGUGGACAACCUCCUCCGACCGGAAGCGCUGAAGUCGUGGCAUGACAUGAACAGCACAGAGCAGACCCACGCUGCCACCAUGCUCCUUGACACGCUGGAGGAGGGCGCCUUUGUACUCGCAGACAACCUCAUGGAGCCUGCUAUUGUCAAAGUACCAGCAGACAACAUCAUCCUGGACGUGUAUGUGCUCAGCACCGACGGCCAAGUCCAGGAUUUUAAGUUUCCACAGUCAAGCAAAGGGGGAAUCUCCAUCCAGCUGUCGGCCAAUACGGUCAAACUCAACAGCCGCAAUGGAGUCGCCAAGCUUGUCUUCGUCCUGUACAAAAACCUGGGGCAGUUCCUCAGCACUGAAAACGCCACGAUCAAAAUGGCCAACGAGGUCUACGGUCGCAACGUCUCUGUGGCCGUCAACUCGGACAUCAUCGCCGCUUCAAUCAACAAGGAGUCCAGCCGCGUCUUCAUUAACGAGCCCGUGGUCUUCACCCUGGAGCACAUCGACAUGGAGCACUACUUCAACUCCAAUUGCUCGUUCUGGAACUACUCGGAGCGGAGCAUGAUGGGAUACUGGUCGACUCAAGGCUGUAAACUGGUGGACUCCAACAAAACCCACACCACCUGCUCCUGUAGCCACCUCACCAACUUUGCGAUUCUGAUGGCUCAUCGACAGCUGGCCGUGAACAACAGGGUGCACGAGCUGCUCCUGACGGUCAUCACUCGAGUGGGCAUCGUGGUGUCUCUGGUCUGUCUCAGCAUCAGUAUCUUCACCUUCUGCUUCUUCAGAGGCCUGCAGAGCGACCGCAACACCAUCCACAAGAACCUGUGCAUUAACCUGUUCAUCGCCGAGCUUAUUUUCCUCAUAGGCAUCGACAUGACCGAGCCCAGGAUCGGAUGUGCCAUCAUCGCGGGGAUUCUCCAUUUCUUCUUCUUGGCUUCCUUCACCUGGAUGUGUCUGGAAGGGGUCCAGCUGUACCUCAUGCUCGUGGAGGUCUUUGAAAGUGAAUAUUCUCGGAAAAAGUACUAUUACGUGUCAGGCUACCUCUUCCCUGCGAUAGUGGUCGGCGUGUCUGCUGCUAUCGACUAUAGGAGCUAUGGGACUAACAAAGCGUGCUGGCUAAGUGUGGAUAAUCAUUUCAUAUGGAGUUUCAUAGGACCUGUCACCUUUAUCAUCAUGCUCAACCUCAUCUUCCUGGUCAUCACAAUGUACAAAAUGGUGAAGCACUCCACCACCCUGAAACCAGACUCGAGUCGACUGGAGAAUAUAAAGUCUUGGGUAAUGGGCGCGUUCGCUCUGUUGUGUCUGCUGGGUCUGACGUGGUCCUUCGGCCUCUUCUUCAUCAACGAAGCGUCCAUCGUCAUGGCGUACCUCUUCACCAUCUUCAACACUUUCCAAGGAAUGUUCAUCUUCAUCUUCCACUGUCUUCUGCAGAAAAAGGUCCGCAAAGAGUACAGCAAGUGCUUCCGCCACACGUACUGCUGCGGAGGGCUGCCCACCGAGAACUCCCACAGCUCAGCCAAAACCUCCACCACCAGGACCAGUGCCAGAUACUCCUCUGGGACACAGAGUCGAAUCAGGAGAAUGUGGAAUGACACCGUAAGAAAGCAAUCGGAGUCCUCCUUUAUCUCAGGUGACAUCAACAGCACCUCCACCCUCAACCAAGGAAUGACCGGAAAUUAUCUACUAACAAACCCUCUUCUGCGACCUCAAGGCACUAACAACCCUUAUAACACCUUACUGGCCGAGACUGUCGUAUGUAACACCCCCACGGCUCCAGUCUUUAACUCGCCAGUGACCUACAGAGAGACAAGGCACUCACUGAACAACGUGGUGAGGGAUACAAGUGCAAUGGAUACACUACCGCUAAAUGGUAACUUUAACAAUAGCUACUCGCUACGCAACGGCGACUUUGGCGACAGUGUGCAGGUAGUAGACUGCGGCCUGAGUCUGGACGACGCUGCCUUUGAGAAAAUGAUCAUCUCUGAAUUAGUACACAACAACCUGCGUGCCUGUAACAAGAGCCACCCACCCCCACCACCCCCGCAGCAGCAGCAGCACCUGAGUUUACACCACCCGCCCCGUCCCCGCGCGCCCCCGCAGUACCACCACCGGCACCACACGGAGCGGGCUCCGCCGAGGGUGACUGUGGUGGGCGGCAGCAGCAGCGAGGACGACGCCAUUGUGGCCGAUGCCACGUCUCUGGUGCACGACCCUGUGGGCCUGGAGCUGGAGGCUCCGCUCAUCCCCCAGAGAACUCACUCUCUCCUGUACGCCCCCCAGAGGAAGGGAAGGGCGGACGUGGACGAGGACACCUACACCACACAGCUCACCACCACCACCAACACAGAGGACAGCCCCCAGUCCCCCAACAGAGACUCACUGUACACGAGCAUGCCAAAUCUGAGGGACUCUCCUUUCCCCGAGAGCAGCCCUGACGUGGUGGACGACCUGUCCCCGUCCAAAAGGAGCGAGGCUGAGGACACUUUCUAUAAGAGCAUGCCCAACCUGGGCUCCAGCAACCAGCUCCAGGCCUACUACCAGAUAGGCCGAGGGAGCAGCGAUGGCUACAUUAUCCCCAUCAACAAAGAGGACUGCAUCCCCGAAGGCGACGUACGGGAAGGACAGAUGCAGUUAGUGACAAGCCUUUAAAUGUAUUGAAAUCAGCCCCGCCCCCUCGUCCUUUUGCAGCCCCUGCCUCUGAGAGGACACUCCAGUCAAGCUACCGGGGCGCAGGUUUUAUUUUUAACAGAGCUUAGCAGCCCCAGGGCAUCGCCACCUUUUGGAGCCUCACCUCCCCCAUCUGCGUUGCCAUCUCGAUUCAAACAUGCCACUCGACCCACUUUGUCCUCAGACCAACAGACUCUGAUGACAUUGCAAAGUUUUAGACUGUACAUACAAUGCAGAGUGGAAUUUAAAUUUAAAGAGACAAACCAACUAUGUAUUUAAAUGUGCUGCUGCUGUUGAAUAAAUGAAUUUUAAAGUACAACAGUAAUAAACACUAAAAAGGCCAAAACAUGAAAUGGUACACUGAAUCAGAAAUCUCCCAAUCUAAAGGCUGUACAUACAUUCACCUCCAUGUUUAUGAAAUCCUGGUUUUAUUGUAGACAAACAGCACACACGGAUCAGCACACGGACUCACAUAUUCCCUCAGACUUUUAAAGGUGCGGGAAUAUGCAGGCCCAGUCACUCCCAUCACAUGAAGUUUGGAUUGUAUAACCACUAGCAAUCAAGCCCCUGGCCUUAUAUUUUCUCAACUGUACAUUUGAACUGUUGUCGAGGAAAUUGCUAAAUGAUAUAUUUUGUUGUAUUGCUAGUGUAAAAAUCCUGGGAGACAGUAAAUACGGAGAAACCUUUUACUUUCAAAAUUUUAACAUUUGAGAGACUAUUGUGUAGAAGGUGCACAUAUGUUAAACAGCGUGUUUAUGGUUUUAACACUUCAUUCAUGGUAGUAGAUUUGAGAGUUUAGGAAAAUAUGGAAGGUCCAACAAAUGGCAUACUCACCUUAUCCACUUGUGAACAGUGUUUUGCUUACGCCCAUUUAAGACUAUUGCUUUGAUUUCUAGUGGCAUUAGUAGAAUGGGACAAACAGGAUAUAGGGUGAAUUGUACGCAUUGCACAGUUUUUUUGUGUAACUUAACUUUAUACAGGAGCGACGGCAAGAGAGACUGAAACUGACUUGACAAUAAAAACGUUGCUUUGAUAAAUGUAGUUCUUCCACCAGGUUUGAACAGUUUUAAUUUAUUGAAAAACUUUCCAAAUGGACGGAAAAUGUGUGAAUAUUUUCCAGCACUGGUAUAUUUGCUGUACUGUAGCUCAUUUUUUAUGUAAACAUAUUACCAAGGGGCUCAUCACUUAAGACUGAUGUAAAUUUCAACACUUGUUUAACAAAUAAAAUAAAUGUGAGAUUUUUUGUCAACUGACAGUUUCUUUUUUAACAGUUGAAAAAAGUCAUUAUUUUGUUAUGAAUGAAGUAUACUUUUUACUCAGGUUCUAAGUAUGUCCCAAGCACCUUGAAGCAAAAUUUGGUUUUCUAGCAAUUUUAUUUAACAUUUUUGAAUUGCUGCAUAGUAGAUAAAGCUAAUUUCUCCAUCUGUGUUAGAGAAGCCAAAUCCCCAUGUGAUUCAAGUUUAAGAAUCUCAGGUAGGAAAAUUGCAUUGUAAAAUUAUG
Periophthalmus magnuspinnatus is the source of this 6853-nucleotide messenger RNA. RefSeq names its product adhesion G protein-coupled receptor L2a (gene adgrl2a). Gene Ontology annotation, biological process: brain development; adenylate cyclase-activating G protein-coupled receptor signaling pathway; cell surface receptor signaling pathway. NCBI's taxonomy places the organism in Eukaryota, Metazoa, Chordata, Actinopteri, Gobiiformes, Gobiidae. Gene Ontology annotation, molecular function: carbohydrate binding; G protein-coupled receptor activity. Bases 857 to 5335 code for a protein of 1492 amino acids. Gene Ontology annotation, cellular component: neuron projection; membrane. The record is from RefSeq and is a predicted model, not a curated record. The transcript is spliced from 23 exons.